AUGAAAGAGAGUAAAGCUAUUUAUGUAACUAAACGUGAUAUUAAACUAGAACUAAAUAGAGAAUAUAGAUUUUGCGCCAACAGCAACGCAAAAGACAGGGAUUUUUCGCCCGUGUCUACAAGAUGUGAACAGAAAACUCAUGAAGUGGGUUGCCAAUAUAAUUCUAAGCGGGAUAACGUGAUAUGCACAUGUAAAAACCUUGGUAUACUUAAAAAGAGACAAGAAGUCCGAUACUUUGGAUUACCAAAUCAAACGUACGCUUACCAAGGUUCUAAGAGUUAUACUGAGAUAGGAGUAGGCAGCGUCAAGGCGCUACAAAGAAAGAAAGUUAAGAAAAUCUACUUGCCUGAAACUGACGAUAUUGGUGUUGGCAGUUCUGACCUUUGUUCGUUUUUGUUACGAAGAAAUAGACAACACAGUCAAAAUUGUUAUUAUGAAAGUAAAAGAACAUCGUCAAAGUGUGUGGGCGGUUUUAUAGACUUUAAGACUAAUAGUGUCUUGAGCGAGAAGUUGUCCCCUAUAGUGCAGACUAUAUCGGGAGCCACUAGCCCCAGACAUUCGAGAUUCAACAGGAACAUUGAAAUAGGAAGCAACACUGUCGUUAAAAGUCUAACAAACACAACAACACAAGUCGAAGAAACUAUAGAAAAGGAUACUGAAACAAAACCUGAAAACAACAUUGAAGAUAUAUUACAAUCCAUAAUUUUUCAGGAAGAACCAGAGGACAUGCAAAAUAAAAAAGUGUUUUCAUACAAACCUUUGGAAAGGAACGAAUUGCCUCCAAACCAAGUAUAUUCUUCAGAUUCUUUAGAACAACAUGUACAUGACCUUGAAAAUCCAAGUGAUGAUAAACUGAGCCGUUUCUCCGUAGAUACUGAGGACCCUAUGGAGAACAAGCUCGAGAGAGAAUACAGGAGAAUAUUUGCAGCCAAAUCUAAGUCUAGAGAUACUAAACCAACUGCUGAGGGACCCAUUCCAGAUUUUAAAAGCGCUUCAACCACAUUAAGACAAAGAUUCGAAGCUCUGAGGCGAGGUUUGACGAAGAAGGAAGAUUCUAAGAAGAAUUCUAUUAUUGUGAAUAAAGUGCCUAGCCAAAAUAGUGCAGCGAGCCAUAAGGAUGUGUCAAUAAAUUCAGAUCCACCAUCUCUUGAAGGAAGAUCGUAUUCAAAUACGAGAACGUAUACCCCAGUAUCUCCAUCAUGUAGUCGCGAAAAACCGGUCUUCCAUCCCAGGACUUCACAUUAUAGAAGAUCAGUUACUGGCCCCAAAAAAGAGAGAGGUAGUGAUCAGUGGUCAUUAAGACCAGAUGACGAUGACAGCGAAUGCCAAGGAGUGAAAGGCAUGUUCAAAAUAUGGGGCAAAAAAUUCAACUUGGAAGAAGAGCAUUACAAGAGACCAUGCACCCCCAUACCAUCUUUUAACACCCCAAAGAAACCCACAGGAACAACAAAGAAGAUUCAAGAAUCUAAAGGAGACAUGAAAGCAGAUGCCCCUAAAAAAAAUGCGGCAGAGAAGAAAGAGGGCCGAAAGUUCUUCUUCUUUAAAAAGAAAAAUAAAGACAAGUCUCAAAAAACGAAGAAAGGCCUUACUACUGGUCGUUGUGAGGUAAGAGAAGGCUUGGUGAUUAAGAUAGCAGGCAACAAUCUUGUUCGAGAGGAAGCUGCGGAUAAACCAGAAAAAGUAGAGGAACCAGCACCCGCACCUGAAGCUUACGAGGAAAUGGCGAGAAGAGCAUGGCUUAAGAAAUUCCUUUCGAGUAAUAUUGAGUCACGGAAUAGUGUCAAAGUACGUUGGAAUAACAAAACCUACCGCCGAAGCAGUAGUACGGUCUUUGAAUUGAUGGAUAAUGUUUACAAAGACACUGGAGUCGUUUUUAGAUCAAAAAGCCAAGUGAACGCUAAGCCAUCAUAUAAGUCUUAUACAAAACAACAUGUAAACUUUGUCCAACAAAACAUUGAAGCUUGGAUGAUACCAAAAACUGUAACUGAUAAGCCAAAGCUUAUUUUAGGCAAAUCGAAGUGUAAAUCUAACGAAGAUAGAAAUGAUAAUAUGGAAGUUAGAAUUUCAGAUCAAAAAUGGUUCAUCGACAAAUCUAAAGCAUUUUCCCAUAAAAUAGAAGUGGUUUUACAUUCGAAAAAUUUUAGAAAACUUAAUAGGGCGGAAAGUUCUGAUUAUUUAAGGAUUGAUAUUCCUAAAGGUUUCUUUGUCGAUUCUAGUAGUGACGAACAUAACAGAAAUCCCAAUAACCAAUCCAGCGAUGAGGAAGUGUAUAAAAUUGUUGAAUAUGAAACUGCAAGUGACUUGAAAAAGCAGAAAGCUCCUUCUUUCGACACAGGAGAUUAUGUACAAAAUAAUAUAAAAGUAACCGUUAGCGUGCAAGGAAGCAAAGAUGGUGCUUUGAAGAUUUUGGAUCCUGAAAAGCCGCCGGUAAGCAGAGACGUGGUGAUACAAGGCAGCAAUGUGUAUAUACCGAAGAGGUGCGACGUGAUUGGUGUAGGAAUCAUCACGCAGAGGGAAAUGAGGGAAAUACGCAAGCCAAUCUUGAAAAUCGCAGAUGACUAUACCGACGAAGAUUCAGAACAUAACGUUCUCAAACCACAACAGAAGAAAUGCGAGUUUGCUGAGAGUUACCUACAAGAGUAUUACCGUAACUGGACUCCUCUGGGCUUGGAUUUGUACUCGUGGUGUGUCAGUGACUCCCAUUUGAGGUGCUGCUCAGAAAGCUCAAAAACAAGCUUCAAUAACCAAGGCGUAGGAACAAAAUCCUGUCCUAACAUUUAUGACGACUUUCAAACAUCUACCAUCGUUUCAUCUUGUGGAGCUUCGUCUUGUAGCCAAUGCCACAAUCACGAGGGAGAUGAUAAGCCCCCUGAUAAAUUUUCAUGGUUUGGAAAGUUGUUAAAAAAAUCUGCUAAUAAUAAUAAUAAAAAGGUCACUAGUCAAAACGUACACAAUAAUAAAAAGAUAACUAGUCGAGACGUACAAAAUAAUAAAAAAGAGGAGUCGCUGCCACCGUGUAGAAGAGACAUCAUCCGAACAGUAUUGCCCAAAGACUCUGUCGAAGUGUUUAAAAGGAGGAAGAUAUAUGCUAACAGCAAUAAAUCCAAAUGGACUGGACCUUGUCCAGAAAUCUGUCUACCGUACUCAACGCCAAGUAAUGAGAGCAAAAGUGCUCAGAACACCUUGAGUGAAUGCCCGAAGCUGAUGAAGCCUUGUUGUAAGGUAACAGAGCCAAAACCGAGACCAAAGUCAUGCAAGAAGCAUGUUUCCCUCCCUGACUGUGACGCGAUGAAUGAAUUGUUAGCAAAGCAGCUUGCAGAGAUGCCUGAAGGCAUUCUAGCGUUCAAAAGCGGCACGAAUUGCGAAACCUGUAAGAAGAAGUCACCUUGCCCGAAGCAUGCGAAAGUGAAUCUAGACCCUCCUUGUGAGAUACCGCGACAACCGUGCAGAGAUGAUUGUGAGAUGAUGGACAAUCCUCCAUGCGCAAAUUCGACCGUACCUUGUGAUGAUACACCACCGUGUCCUGCAGCUGGCCCACCGUCGUGUCCUGCAUCUCGCCCACCACCGUGUCCUGGCAAAAAAUCGUGUCCUUCAUCUCUUCCACCACCAUGUCCUGGAUCCAGCUCACCGCCGUGUCCUGGCUCACCGCCGUGUCCUGGAUCUCGCCCACCGUCAUGUCCUGCAUCUUGCCCACCGUCCUGUCCUGCAUCUCGCCCACCGUCCUGUCCUACAUCUCGUCCACCAUCCUGUCCUGCAUCUCGACCACCAUCCUGUCCUCCAUCUCGCCCACCGUCGUGUCCACCCACCCCUCCGCUUUGCAUUAAAGUCUCUUCGUGCCCAACGACUCCUCCUUUUAACAGAUCUCACCUAUCUCCCCCAAAAUAUUGCAGGAAACCGACAACUUGUCCUCCAAAGCCACCUCCACCUUGUUUUACGAUGUCCCCACCAUGCCCUCCAGCCCCUCCUCCUUGUAGGCAACAACCCCAACUAGGUCCCCCAAAGCCACCGCCUAGUCCCCCAAGACAACCAUAUUGUCCCCCAAAGCCUUGCAAAGAAUCACAACCUUAUGUCCCACCGCCACCGCCUAGUCCCCCAAGGCAACCGUAUUGUCCCCCAAAGCCUUGCAAAGAAUCACAACCUUAUGUCCCACCGCCACCGCCUAGUCCCCCAAGGCAACCGUAUUGUCCCCCAAAGCCUUGCAAACAAUCACAACCUUAUCGCCCACCGCCACCGCCUAGUCCCCCAAGGCAACCGUAUUGUCCCCCAAAGCCUUGCAAACAAUCACAACCUUAUGCACCACCGCCACCGCCUAGUCCCCCAAGGCAACCGUAUUGUCCCCCAAAGCCUUGCAAACAAUCACAACCUUAUGCCCCACCGCCACCGCCUAGUCCCCCAAGGCAACCGUAUUGUCCCCCAAAGCCUUGCAAACAAUCACAACCUUAUCCCCAAUCGCCACCGUCUAGUCCCCCAAGGCAACCGUAUAGUCCCCCAAUGCCUUACGAAGAAUCACAACCUUACACCGAAUCGCCACCGCCUAGUCCCCCAAGGCAACAGUAUUGUCCCCCAAAGCCUUGCAAACGACCACAACCUUAUCCACAAUCGCCGCCGUCUUGUCCCUUAACGCCACCGUCUUGUACUUCGACGAUGUCUUGCCCUUUUUCUCCUCCAACAUAUGAGGAAACUCCCCAAUAUGCUCCAAAACCUUGCAAGAAACCGCAACCGAAUUAUCCCUCAACGCCGCCGUCUUGUCCUUCGACGGUGUCUUGCCCUGCUUCUCCCUCUUCGCCUCCAACAUAUAAGAAGAGUCCUCCAUAUCCCCCAAAACCUCACAAGAGACAGCCACCUCGUUCCUCAUCGCCACCGUCUUAUCCCUCAACGGCACCAUCUUGUCCUUCGCUGCCACCGUCCCGGCCCCCAACCCCUCCAAAUCGUAAGAGGACUCCGUUACCACGUCCAUCACCACCUCCGCCCCGUCGACAAUCUCCCCCUAGAUAUCAGAAUUCACCGCAACCGUCAUGUCCACCGAACCCUCCAUGUAAAACAAGAGGAGGUUAUCCACAAUCCCCGCCUGUCGGUUACAACCAGCCUUCCCCUUGUUACUCAUGUACGUCACCCCUAUCGUGUCUGAAGAAGACAAGCCGCCCUUCAACUCCUACCCCGUGUAAGAAGCAUUCCUGCCAACCGUCAACGCCUCCACCGUGUAAGAAAAAUCCAAGCUGUCCAUCAGCUCGUCCGCUAUGUAAAAAACCUGCGAGUUCGUCAACUCCUCCGUCAUGUAAGAAACCUCCAUGUUGUUCAACUCCUCCUCCUCCAUGUAAAAAACCUACAAGUUGCCCAACUCCUCCCCCAUGCAAAAAACCUCCAAAAUGUCCCCCAACUCCUCCUCCAUGCAAAAAACCCCCAACUCCUCCUCCAUGCAAAAAACCCCCAACUCCCCCUCCGUGCAAAAAACCACCAAAAUGUCCAACACCUCCUCCUCCAUGUAAAAAACCCCCAAGCUGUCCCCCAACUCCUCCUCCAUGUAAAAAACCACCAAAAUGUCCCCCCACUCCUCCUCCAUGUAAAAAACCACCUAAAUGUCCAACUCCUCCUCCUCCAUGUGAAAAGCCUCCCAGUUGUCCCCCAAGUCCUCCUCCGUGUAAGAAGCCCCCCACUUGUCCCCCGAGUCCUCCUCCGUGUAAGAAGCCAUCAUGUCCCCCGAGUCCUCCUCCGUGUAAGAAGCCAUCAUGUCCCCACGAUCCUCCGUGCAAAAAGAAGCCACCGCCCUGUCCUGGUUCCCCUCCACCACCUCCGUCCCCUCCGCGCGAUAAAAAACCACCGCCGCCAUGCCCACCCACGCCGCCUGUCUCCCAAAAACUGCCCCGAUCGCCCCCAUCAUGUCCGCAAAUCUGUCUCGACUCGUGCCCUCCUUCUACACCGAAGUGUCCUGUCUCACCCACUCCAUGUCCCUACGUUCAACCAUGUCCUUGCACUCCGUCGGUGUGUUCGCAACCGCCACCAACUGCUGCCAAUCCCAUACCAUGUCCUCAUGCACCACUUCAUUCCCACACCGCGCCCUGUCCUCACGCUCCACGUUGUCCCUUCGCGCCACCGUGUGACUACUCACUACCAUGUCCCCACGCCCCGCCGUGUCCUCAACCUCCACCGUGUUUCCCUCCCCCGCCUUGUACCCCACCCCCGGAUCCUGCUCCUCCUAAGUGUCCUCACACCCCACCGUGUCCAAAAGCCCAACCAUGUCCCGGCACGCCGCCGUGUCCCAAAUGCCCACCACGUCCUCAAACUCCGCCAUGUCCUCAAACUCCACCGUGUCCCCACACGCCACCGUGUCAGAAAUGCCCAACUUGUCCUCACACGCCACCGUGUCCAAAAUGCCCAACUUGUCCCCAUGUACCACCGUGUCCAAAGUGUCCCCACUCGCCACCAUGUCCAAAAUGCCCAACUUGUCCUCAACCGCCACCGUGUCCCCACACACCACCGUGUCCAAACUGCCCAACUUGUCCCCAUGUACCACCGCCUCCAAAAUGCCCAAUAUGUUCAAACACGCCGCCAUGUCCAAACACGCCACCGUGUCCAAAAUGCCCAACGUGUCCUAACCCGCCACCGUGUCCAAAAUGCCCACCGUGUCCCCACACGCCACCGUGUCCAUAUUGCCAAACGCCACCAUGUCCGAAAUGCCCAACGUGUCCUCAUACGCCACCGUGUCCAAAAUGUGCAACAGCUAACACGCCACCGUGUCCAAAAUGCUCACCUUGUCCCCACACACCACCGUGUCCUAACCCGCCACCGUGUCCCAAAUGCCGAAAGGUUCCCAAAUCCCCACCAUGUACUAAAACCCCACCAUGUCCUGCGAUGUCACCGUCCGCGCCGCCGUGUCAGCGGCCACCGGCCUGUCCCCACACACCACCGUGCACGACACUGCAGCUAUCCUCUUCACCACCGAGCGACGGUCCUGAUGAUAAAUCCCCUUUUGCGUCCCCAUCCUGCCCAGCAUCACGUCCGUCAUGUUUCUCUGUAAGCUCACAAUGUCCCGAACCACCACCAUCCUGUAAAAAAACGUCAAGUGGUUUGGGCAAAAAGAUAUCUCCGUUCUUCAAAAGGAAAACAAGUAAAGGUUCAGGUCAUCGCAAACAUAAAGGAACUAAAGACUGUCAAAAUACAUGUCAGCAUUCGCCAUGCAACACAUGUGUACCAUCCCCUUGCAGAAACUAUUCAGCUACGUCAUGUUCGUUUGGCUCCAUCUCUAGGUCACCUGAAGCACCAUUCGUUUAUUCUCCUAUUCAUCCAUGUCCCAUUGAACCUGAAAAACCAAAGAAGGCACCACUGCCAUGCGAUUCAUCUCCUUGCAAUAAGAGACAUUCUAAAAAUAAAUCUCGUUCACGUGACGAAUAUAAGAAUCCCAACUCAAUUAAAUCGGGACGACGAACCGGUGAAAAUCAGCAAUGCGAUGAUUUUCCCUGGCCUACGAAAAAUCAGAUUUCUAAUCAGUCGUCAAUCACAUCACUGUUUCGUACCAAGAAUGAACCCGCAGAAACAUUAGUUUACGGGCAAUGUAAGAAAGACUGCCCAAUGAUGCCUCGAUUGUCUUGCAACACGAUACUUUCACCUGAAAAGGAAUGCAAUCAGCAAACCUGUCCAAAUAAACAGGGAUCACCACCGAUGUUGCCUAGAUUGUCUUGUAGCACGAUACCUUCACCUAAACAGGAAUGCAAGAAAAGCUGUCCAAAUAGACAGGGAUCACUAUGUCCUCCUUCUAUACCGGAAAUGCAGUGCCCCCAGCCCAGGCCACCACCAGCUCCCACAGUACUUCAAAAACCACACACGUUGGGACCUGAAAAUCCUAGAUGCAGAUCUAGAAUAGGUGGCCUGUCUCUUAAAAUGAUGCCCUAUAGAAAACCAACAUGUUCCAAAGAUUGCCUAGCUUGGCAAAGUACACCCGGUGAUGACGGCUGUAUUAGUCUCAAUUCCGAAGAAAAAAUAACGAUAAGAUUAAAGAAAGAAAAUCCUAGCACCAUUGAGCUUAGAGAAGGUAUGAAUAUAAAAGUGCAAGACGAAGACGGAAUGACCUUAUUUGAGAGAAAAGAUUACAGGCUACAGCAUGCCGAUUGCACUAUUCAGCGGCCGUCGUUACUAGGUGAAAUGUUCAAGGCUUCAGAAGUACGAAGACUAACUACUAACAACUCUGUGCAAGCAUUUGUGGCAGAUAACAACUCUUUUAAAGGAAUGACAGAAAUUAAAAGCGAAUCCAGUAUUGCAAACCUUAUAGAAAUUCAGUUCAAAUUAAAAGUCACACAAGGUGAGAAGACCACCGAAAUCAAUAUAGCGAAUGAUGGUGACAGGGAAAACGAAAUAGAAGACAACAUAGAGCGUAGCGAAGGCAUCAAACAAAUGCCUCAAGAAGUUUUCGUUAUGAAUAACGAGGGCGAAAGACUUGCAGACCAUUCGGACCGAAAGAAUGAUCUGAAUAUACGUAUCGUGAUAAAAAACUUCAAACCUAAAAAUGAAAAGAAAUCCGGAAGCUCAAAGAACGGUGAUUACAGUAAAGACUUUUCUGAAAAGAUCUCUGCCAAAUUCCAUAGCGUGUCAACUGGCUACAGUGACGAAUUACAUGAUGAUAACGUUUUCUCAGUGCACAGAGCUACUAUCGAUCUUACGUCAUCAGUAGAUAAUAAGUCCAGGACGUACAGCGAAGAAAUUAUGAGUGAAACGUUAAUAGGGCUUGGGAGGGGACCUGUUAUGGGAUCUUCGGAACAAUCCGUUUGUAGAUGUGUCACGGACAUGUCUGAAGGGAAAAGCGAAGAUAUGGAAGCUAAAUCAACAAGUCAAAAGUAUAGUACGACUAAAGAUAUUCAAGAGACCCUAGAUGAAACUGAUACAGAAAAACUAACUGAUCACAAAUACGAAUAUACAGAGGAAACGGAUACUGAGAAACAAAUAAAAUAUGACACCGAAGAAACUGACACGGAAAAACAAGUUGAACCAAAGUACGAUAAUUUUAUGUCUACAGACACAGAUGAACCCAAUGCAUUGUCAGGAAAAAAGAAGAGUAUAGAGGUCAUCGUUAAACCUCACACUAAAGAAGAAAAGAAGGAAAUGUUGAAACAGGUGUUUGAGAAAGCUCAAGAAACAACAGCCAAAACUAAAACCCGAAUGAGGAAGCUGCGGGAUAUGCUGAGAGUCAUUCUAACGUCAGAUAGCAGCGAUCACGAAGAAGCAAACCGACCAACGAAUGAUGUAUCAAAUGAUGUAGCUUAUGCGGCGUUAAAACCAAAUUAUUAUACUGACAGCAUGAACAAUUAUUACAGAGAGAGCAAUGAAGCACUAACAGACGAAGAAAUAAACAAACAAGUUGUUUAUCCAACUAUAGAAAAUAGCGAUUGCACUGACAGUAACCACAGCGAUGAAUUAUCAUCUGACAAUGAAGAACAUCCAGAAGGUGGAUGCAUGUGUUGUACAGUGGCUGCUAGAUUAAAACUAGCUUCUAGAAUAGAAGGGGAAGGUUGCUGCUGUGGACCAAAGCCACCAGCUAAGAAAAGCGAAGAAGUUACUUGCAAUCUGAAAAAGGAGUCAGAUUACUGCCCAUGUGAUAUGAUACCCGACUAUGUGGACGCCGAAACGCAAAAGUCACAGUUAUUGACAAACAAAAUGAAUAAUGCUGAUUUGUCAGCACACAAAAAUGUGAAGACUAGCACUACAGCGAGCAUUUCCAUGAAAGAAGAUGUCAAAUCAAAUUCUGUAGUUGUAAAUGUGAACGACAGACAGCUUAGUUCUAGGAAUACGUUGUCGCGUCGUAUGGUUCAUGUUAAAGAAUGCGUAACGAGAAAAAUGACCAGGAACACGACACUAAGUAUAUCAGAUGAAGAUAAAAUCGUAUUAGUAAGUGAUAAUUCCACCAUGUUCAAUGAUAGUUAUAGAUUAAAAGAUAAAGCUGCUACGGACACGACGCAAGAGCCGCAAGGGCUUUCAAUAAUUCAUGCUUCGGACAUACUACAGUCUUACGAAACUAAGAAAGCAGUUUUAGAGAUUUAUACCGAAAAGACAGUUUCGGAUGACGGAGAAAGAUUGGUAGCUAAAUUACCGAAAUUCGUGUACGACAGAGAGAAUGAAAUUCAAACGAAUUAUGAGGCGAUGGCGUCGAAUACUUAUAAAACUGUGUGUAAAAGGAAUAUUGUAAUGAUGGCUAUUAAUAGAUAGUAGCAAAUCUAGAGGGUUUAUUUGUCUUUUACGGAAAUCUGUGUCGACUGUUUAGGUUUUUUUUUAUUAUUAUUUGUUUUUAUAAAUAUACGGUAUUUGUUUCUUUA
This is a messenger RNA of Helicoverpa zea (corn earworm), 10298 nucleotides long. RefSeq lists its product as uncharacterized. The record is from RefSeq and is a predicted model, not a curated record. Bases 1 to 10191 code for a protein of 3396 amino acids. The transcript has 3 exons. NCBI's taxonomy places the organism in Eukaryota, Metazoa, Arthropoda, Insecta, Lepidoptera, Noctuidae.